CGACCUGGGAAAGGGCAGUUUAGCAUAAACUUUGUUGCGUGAACGUAUUUUGUGUGUUGUUCCUUGUUUGAACAAUUUCGCUUGAAAUUUCCUGGUUGCCUGCAUAUCCAACACAAUAACUGAAUGUUUGGACCGGCCCUUUCAGCCUCAGUUGGAAUUUAUACUGUGUCUAACUUUUGUUCUGCAAGUUCCAGCCAUGUGGCCUCUCCUACCAGAAUCGUAGUAUUUCUGAGAUCGGACAUGGUCCACCUCCAUUGGUUGCUCUGUUCUAAACGGAUUUUGCACAUGCCUGUUUGCUUCUAGUUUUCCUAUUCUCAAAUUCAACCUGGCUCAUAGGUUUUGUUCAUGCAUUUCACAGGUUUCGGCUGUGGCAAGGUUUGGAGGGUUCUCUCUCAUUACCUUCAUUUUUAAGUAGUUAUGGGCAAACCCAUCUGUAAAGAGACCAACUGCUGUUCAAUGGCCUCCCCAUCAACAUUGUGAACUAUUCCUUCAUCAGCUAAGUUAAGCAGACGUUCGGUAAAUAUUUGGACACUUUCGCGAAACUUUUGUUGAACUUUUCUCAACGCAUUAUAGCAUGCUGUGAAGCAGUCACAAAUCUGACAGAUAAUUCUACUAUCGUACUAAUUUUACCUGGUUUUGGUCUAGUUCAGUUAAGAUGGCAUAUUUUUCUACACUUUUUACCCAAUCUUUGUAUCUAGUUGGAUCCCCUUCAAAUGGACGUAUUAUCUAAGCUAUCCCUUGAGCACCUUUUGACAAACUUGCCAGUUAACAGUCCUGUUAACCCACCUAACUCCUGGCUAGCCAUCGUGAGGGAAAGGUUUGAAGACCUACCAAGGAUCACUCACCCAGUGGCUCGAUCUGAUUCCAUUGUCAACCUGGCUCCUUAUUAUUAUAAGCAUAAAAUUACACCAUGGCCUGCUUCUUUGAUGACCAGUACUCUAUGGUUCUUGGGCCAAUGAUCCGGUCCCAAAUCCACCGCUUUGAUGACGUAGUGCGCCAGGUUAUAGACACGUCAUUAAUUCCGAGAGGAGAUACCUUCACGAUAGGAGACUAUGGAUGCUACAACGGUUUCUCAUCACAGGAGAUAUUAGAAUACAUUGUAGGCUCUCUAAAACAAGAAUGUGGAGAAGAGAUCCCCGUCCACAUCAUCUAUGAGGACCAGAAUAGCAAUGACUACAAUGCUCUGAUUCAGACAGUUUGCAGUAACGGCAAGGUGUCUAUAAAUCAUCCGAAGGUCUACAUGUCAAUGUGUCCCACAAGCUUCCAUGAGCAGUGUGUCCCUGACAACACCUUCCAUCUUCUUCUCUGUUUCUGGUCUGCUCACUAUCUGUCCAAUUCUGUGUCAUAUAAAGAUUCCCUAUUAACGUUCCCUGAUGGAACACAAGAUGAAGUCAAUGCUGUUGUGACUCAGGCCUUUGAUGAAUGGCAACAAUUUCUCCUCAAAAGAGCCAAUGAAAUCAAACAUGGAGGAAGUAUGAUGCUGAUAGUUCCUGCAGAAGAUAGAGAAAGAAAAUAUGGUCAAAGCAGAGUCCAUUUACAGAACAUGUGGGCAGCUAUGACGUCAGUUUGGCGACUGUUCCGUGAUACGGAUCUCAUCACAGAGUGUGAGUAUGAAGCAGCCAACUACUCCGGUUACUACAGAAGUGAGGAGGAACUGAGAGCACCGUUUUGUGACGAGGCCUCUCCAGUUGUCAAGGCAGGUCUACGUAUCAAGUCCCUGGAGUUAUCCCACCACGAACCCUAUAGCAUGAAACCAAUGGAAAACACCAAGGAAGAAAAUGGUGGGAAAGAAGACAUAGAGACAUCAGUUGCAAGAUUUGUUUGUACAAUCCGAUCCUGGACAGAACAUAUUUUCCUGCAGGCUCUAUCCAGCAGAUCUCGAAAGUCCAGGCGGCACGUAGUCAACACGUUCUAUGACAGACUGUUGGAGCAUUUGAAACAGCAGGACAUGUCCAACUGUGGCUGGAAUAAUAUCAUAGCCUAUAUCGUCAUUACAAAGAAAUGAUUAGACAAGGUUCCUGUAUCUGAAUACAUCUUAACAGUUUAGAGAUGUAAGUGUAGCACGUUAACUUAUAAGGUCAUUGUGAAUGAAUACAUUACUCUUAUUUAAACAGUAUAGAGGUUGUGUGUUGUGUAGGAAGUAAAUACACAAGUUACUUAAUGCUUUACUUUCCUUUGAAAAAAAUAUAGCAGUUGUGUGUACUUGUAGUCAGUGAUUGCACACGUUUAUAGUUAAUAUUUUAGAUUCUAACAGUUUGAAUGUUACUGUAAUAGUGUGUGGCUCUUCAUAAAAACUGUGGAGUCAUUUCUCUCCAACGCAAGUCACUCUUGGUUUGACCACAGUAUUCUCUCAGUCUCAAUCCCUAUAUACUAUCUAUAGUUGGCCAUUUCACUGAUUACAUUGGUUUAUGUCCUUGCACCAUAUUUAGAAAAACGAUAUUUGAAUAAAUAGCAUUUUAUGAUAUCUGUCUCUUUUUGUAAUACUUUUUGUCUCAAUUCUCUUAGAACCGUGAUGGUUUAUUGAUAAAUUCUAGAAAAAUGAAAGAUGACCAUUUGAAGUUCGAUGACUGUUGGGAUAUCUAUUUGAUCAAUAGCUGUUGGGUUAUUUGUUUAAAAGAAAUUGUAUCAAAUAUCCUUAGUUCUCUCUUUUCAUUUGAGGAAGCAUCAAUUUCACCUUCUUGUCAAAUGACAAUAUUGUGAAGGUCAAUCUCUGUGACAUGUUUGAAAGUAAGUUUCAGUAAGGCAGGGAAUAAUAUUUUACGAUCAUUCCCCUCCAAUUACGAUCGAAUGUCAACAGCAAAUAAAUAUUUUCUCGAUUUAAAUGUAAUCCAUUUAACAUAGUGUAACUUAGUUUCCAAAAUAGGACAAUGUGGAGUUCGCUGAAACUACUUGAGACCUGGUACAGGCCAAACGUGUUUUAAGUUGAUGUAAAUGGCUAUGUUGGUUAUGGAUUGCUUCGAGGUGAUAUGCCAUUAUGUGGAUCAUUUAACACAGUACAGAUAACAAAGUCAUACAUGCUAUUGCUUGGAUCAUUUGAAAUAUAGUUUCAUGUUAUGUUUGACUGACGAAAACGCCAUAUACACACCUUACCGCAAAUGUUAACCAUCACCAACUCCUGCGCCUUGAAAGGACUAUGCUCCACGACUAGGGCAUCAGCCUCAGACAUUGUAAUAAGUGCACUGUUUGAAACAGAAACUGUAAUUAUUUGAACAGGAUGGACCUAGAAUUCAGAAGCAGCACAUGGUUUUCUGUGUUAUAGACUCUUUUAACUAUGGCAACAGAGAUAUUGAUAUUUCAGAUAGGGACUAAGGCAUUCAUGUAGAAAUUUAAAGUGUUCAUCUGUUUAGAGUAAAUUCGAUAUUUCAAAUAUCGUGUCCAUGUGAAGCUCCGAUCAGAAACAACUGUCUUUGUUUACUCGAAUGUACAACUAAAGUUCCAAGAUUAAAUUAAAGCAUCUCAAAGAUGUACUGUUGAAUCAACUACCAUCCUGUUUGCCGUGGGUUGCGUCCCUGUGUUGGCAAAGGAAGGGGAUUUGGUGAUAGAGGGCGCUAGAGUCGGCAAUAGUGUUCCUUAGUCCAACAGACCACUUCGACCUUUACCUUGACGGGUGGUAGAACUAUCAAAGCUGGUUAUUGUAAUAUUGGAGUGGAGGUGUAUUUUCCAAUCCAAUCCAGUGCUACACCUGCCAAGAGUUUGGACAUGGGUCCUAGUCCCGCCAUGCCUCUGCUGUAACAAAUGUUAUACUGUAAAACGUGAAAUUAAUGCGUCUCCAAAAGAAUGCGACCGCUGGCCCCUAGCCAAAGAUGCGACUCAAUAUGAAUGCGACACCCCCUCC
Molecule: messenger RNA, 3835 nt
Organism: Haliotis rufescens (red abalone)
Lineage: Eukaryota; Metazoa; Mollusca; Gastropoda; Lepetellida; Haliotidae
Product: probable caffeine synthase 4
Exons: 9
Coding region: 911-2005 (364 amino acids)
Biological process (GO): methylation
Molecular function (GO): S-adenosylmethionine-dependent methyltransferase activity
Source: RefSeq, a predicted model, not a curated record